This is a messenger RNA of Syngnathus typhle (broad-nosed pipefish), 276 nucleotides long. It is a transcript of the gene gnrh3, whose product is annotated as gonadotropin-releasing hormone 3. Gene Ontology annotation, molecular function: hormone activity. The record is from RefSeq and is a predicted model, not a curated record. Lineage: Eukaryota; Metazoa; Chordata; Actinopteri; Syngnathiformes; Syngnathidae. Gene Ontology annotation, biological process: multicellular organism development. Bases 1 to 276 code for a protein of 91 amino acids. Gene Ontology annotation, cellular component: extracellular region. The transcript is spliced from 3 exons.
AUGGAGGUCGGUCGCAAAGCGGUGGCGCACGUGUUGCUGAUGGCCUUGUUGCUCCAGGCGGCCUCGGCCCAGCACUGGUCGUACGGAUGGCUGCCGGGCGGCAAGAGAAGCGUGGGCGAGCUGGAGGCCACCAUCAGGAUGAUGGGUACAGGGGGCGUGGUGUCUCUUCCCGAAGAGGCGAGUGCCCAAACCCAUGAGAGACGUCGACCAUACAAUGUAAUGGAUGAUGAUGAUUCCCAUCAUUUUGAGCGAAAGAAAAGAUUCUCUUAUAAAUGA